Messenger RNA from Clonostachys solani, 1170 nucleotides. Lineage: Eukaryota; Fungi; Ascomycota; Sordariomycetes; Hypocreales; Bionectriaceae. The record is from the annotation of a GenBank genome assembly.
AUGACUCUCUUCCACGUCGACGCCUCGGACCCGGGGCCAUUCGAAGACGACCUGAAACAAGCCAUCCAACGCGGUAGCAUGGUCAUGCUCACAGGCGUUAACUGGGCCGGCCAAAAAUCUUGGGUCGAGUCCGCACUGAAAAAUGCAGGCUUCCCAUCCGCCACUGUGUUUUGGCCGACAUCUGGUGCCUCGAUUCUAGGAGUAGACUUCUGGGAACACGAUAUUGCCAUAAAGGCCAUCGCUUAUUUCAAUGAACGUAAUAUCGAUGGGAUUAAACUCACUCCCGAGUUCCAUCAGGAUGUGUGUACCUCCUUUCGCAACUACCACCUGCUCACGCUGACCAAUUUGCAGACACCACCCGAGUAUGCCCAAAAACUAGCAAAAGCCAGCGACUCUCUCCCAACCACCCGCGAAACCCAAACCCUGUCCCGCGCCCAGCGUCAAGCUCUCCGGUUUGGCAGGGCGAAGCAGCCCGAGUCGAACCCCGAGUGGCCCGAGGACCCCCGGAGAUGUGAAGUGCCCAUGGACGUCCUCACUCCCGAAGCUCCGCAUGAGGACAUCGGGAGGUUCUUCCCACGAGCCAUCGAGAUGUAUUCCCGGCAGUUUGGCGGCAUGCCUAGCCCGUAUGGGCUUGUCAAAAUCGAAGGGCAGAAACUAGUGCCAACCCCAGAUCAGGCGAAAGCCUGCGUCUCGUUCUAUAAACCGGAGAACGAGAGCGACCCAAAGUAUCUGGACAAUGCCGAGGCCCCCAAACGCAAGUUGGUUGUCACAUCUCGAGGCUUCGUGAUCCCGUACCCACGCGGCUCUUUGAACGGGGUAGGCUGGGGCGAAUUCGACAAGUUCACCGAGUGGCAACUGCAAGGUCGCAAGAUUGAAGUUGAUAUGCUGGACAAGGAUUUGGUUUUUGAAAAGAGAAACACCCGCCCUCUUUGCUUUGUCUCGCCGGCUGGUGGACCGCAGCGGGAGCCUAUUGUGGUUACCGAGACCCUUGGUGAUGCUGAAGAGGUUUAUGAGCUAGGGCAGGACGGUGAGCAAAAGAAGACUCUAUCAGAGUUACUCACUAGCAAGAGAAAGAGAAACGAGAUUCGGGGGGAGAUAUAUGGACGUGGCCUUGCUCGUCGUCGCGGUGGUCGCGGUGGUCGUGGCGGACAAGGAAAUGGAUGGCCUUAA